CAAGUCUUUCCCUGUCCCCGGGUUUGGCUGGCACUUUAUUCUCAGGUCUCUCUCCUCUGAGGCAAAAAUGAAGCCCAUCGGGAGGACAUUGGUGUGGACUUUGAUGAACAGCGGUCAAGUGUAAUAAGCUACGAUGCCGUGUCAGACACUUCGCAGAUUGGGUCAAAAGCUGGUACAGAAACGUAAACUGGAGAAGCCAGAGGCUACAAAUAAGCAAUCCAGAAGCCUGAACACUGUGGAAUUAAUGGUCCUAGGUUUGGACUACAUACUGGAUAUAAGUGUGUAUUUCCUGGCUGGUGAGGUAGCUAGAGAUAUAGCAGGACCAUCUACUGUGAUCUGCUUUUUGGUGGCCGGCCUAGCUUCAGUGUUGGCUGGACUGUGCUAUGCAGAGAUUAGUGCCCGGGUUCCACACUCUGGCUUUUCAUAUCUCUACACUUAUGUCACUGUAGGCGAACUUGGGGCUUUUGUCACUGGCUGGAACCUCAUCCUCUCCUUUGUUGCCUAUACAGCCCUCGUGAUCCAGGCCUGGACUUUGGCUUUGGACAAUCUGUUUGGGAACCAAAUCUCUCAGGCCCUGACUGAGAGCAUUUCAUUGCAUGUUUCCCGUGUUUUUGCAAAAAUUCUAGGCUUCUUUGCCAUGGGCCUGGUGUUGUUGCUAAUAGAAUUGCUGACUCUGAACAUUAGGCAGCUUUUUUUGGUUUCUAAAGUGGUCACAGUGGUGAACCUUUUGGUUGUCAGUUUUUUCAUCAUCUCUGGCUUCAUGAAGGGGGACCUGCACAACUGGAAGCUCACAGAAGAGGACUACAUAAAGGCUGGACUCAAUGAGACAUCUAGCCUGGGUUCUCUGGGCUCCGGAGGAUUCAUGCCUUUUGGCUUCCGGGGGAUUCUCCGUGGAUCAGCUACCUGCUUCUAUGUAUUUAUAGGUUUUGGAUAUAUUGUUGACAUAGUAAAAAGAACCCAGAAUCCCAAGCGUUCCAUCUCCAUGGGUAUUGUGAUUUCAUUGCUCAUCUGUUUUUUGGUGUAUUUUGGUGUCUCUGUGGCACUGACUCUUAUGGUGCCUUACUACCAGCUCCGACCUGGAAGCACCUUGCCUCAGAUAUCAGCCUGAGAUGGAGAGUGGAGGAAAUGAAGCACAGGUACAGGAGGAGAAUGGAUCUGCAACAGAGAAGCUCACUCUACACCGAAUAAUUUUUCCAGACAGCUCCACCCCCACUCCACUCUCUGGCUAGGUUGUCUCUGUUUGCUCCUCACUGCUUGCUCUACUGCUGACUCUGCUCUGCCUGGUCCUGGUGCAGACCCAGUGGCCAGGUCUGCUUUCUGGAGACCCAUGGUGGAUCACAGUGGUUGUGCUGCUCCUGGUGCUCAUCACUGGGAUCACUGGGGUCAUCUGGAGACAGCCACAAAGCUCCUCUCCCCUCCACUUUAAGGUACCUGGUCUGCCUCUCCUCCCACUCCUGAGCAUCUUUGUGAAUGUUUGUCUUAUGAUGCAGAUGACAGCUGUCACCUGGGCCCUACUUGGUGUUUGGAUGCUGAUUGGGUUUGCUCUCUACAUUGCCUGCGGGAUCCAGUAUAGCCUGAUCUCUAACCAUACUUAAGUUAGGGCCAAAAUUGUAGACCUGAACUCAGCAGUACCAGUACAUAUUUGGUUGGACAUUAUCAUACCUGAAUGCAAUCUGAUUCCCCUGCAAAACAAUGGGGAGAACUCUUGAGCUGAUGGAAUGUGGGGCUUCCCAUGGAUAAUUGGUAGGAAAAUACUAAUACAGCUCUGCUUGUGUUGUGGAGUGAAGGAUUUUUUUUUUUUGGUUGCUUUUCUUUUUUUACUAGUCUGCUUUUCAAUUGUGUCUGUAGCUUCUUGCUGCCUUUAAAACAAUUAUUAUUAAAAGAAACUAGACAAAGUGUUUUUGUUUUCCUUGGGUAAAUACACAAGAGGGGAAAUACUGGGUCAUAUAGUUAUUCUAUUUUGAAUUUGUUAAGGAACAAGCAUACUCCUUUCCA
Canis lupus familiaris (dog) is the source of this 1995-nucleotide messenger RNA. RefSeq names its product cationic amino acid transporter 3-like. Gene Ontology annotation, molecular function: amino acid transmembrane transporter activity. The transcript is spliced from 4 exons. The record is from RefSeq and is a predicted model, not a curated record. Gene Ontology annotation, biological process: amino acid transport; transmembrane transport. Lineage: Eukaryota; Metazoa; Chordata; Mammalia; Carnivora; Canidae. Gene Ontology annotation, cellular component: plasma membrane. Bases 134 to 1108 code for a protein of 324 amino acids.